This is a messenger RNA of Gasterosteus aculeatus aculeatus (three-spined stickleback), 2610 nucleotides long. It is a transcript of the gene dachc, whose product is annotated as dachshund c. Gene Ontology annotation, molecular function: DNA-binding transcription factor activity, RNA polymerase II-specific; RNA polymerase II cis-regulatory region sequence-specific DNA binding. Gene Ontology annotation, cellular component: transcription regulator complex; nucleus. NCBI's taxonomy places the organism in Eukaryota, Metazoa, Chordata, Actinopteri, Perciformes, Gasterosteidae. Gene Ontology annotation, biological process: regulation of transcription by RNA polymerase II. The record is from RefSeq and is a predicted model, not a curated record.
CGGAGGCGAAGCCUCCUCUCGCUCUCACUCAACUAUGUGAUCGCUUUUCUCCCCCCGCACACACGGACCGUGUCUCUUCUUCUCUCCUCUUCUCCCCCUUUACCUUCCCCACCUCAUAUUCUCUCUCCUCCGCGCGCAGCUCCCUCCCUCGCCUUAAAAUAGGGAAACGGCCUUUUCACGGAGGAAAGUUACUUUCUUUAAAAAAAAAAUAGUUUGAAGUUUACUUUUACUUUUUUUUUUUUUUUUUUUAAUCGCUCGGACAUGACUACCAUGGCAUCUCCGGCCGCUUCGGCUCUGCUCCCCGCCGCUACACUCGGGCACCACCCGGCGCCGAGUUCCGUCUCUCCGGCCACCGACUCCCCGCCGCCGCCGCCGCCGCCGCCGGCCGCUUCCUCGCCGGCUCCGACGGCGGCGCACCAGGCGCUGCUCCACCAGUUCAGGGCGGACCUCCUGCUGGCGAACGGGACCCCGUUGAAAAACGGCGGAGCUCCGGUGUCCAGCGGCGGCAAGCCGGUGUACGCGACCCCGUCGCCCGUGGAGAGCACGCCGCAGAACAACGAGUGCAAACUGGUGGAGGUGAAAGGUGCCAAGCUGGCUUCGUUCACGGUGAAGGACACGGAGCUCAUCUGCCUGCCGCAGGCGUUCGACGUGUUUCUCAAGCACCUGGUCGGCGGGCUCCACACCGUCUACACCAAGCUGAAGCGCCUGGACAUCGCCCCGGUGGUGUGCAACGUGGAGCAGGUCCGGGUGCUGCGGGGGCUCGGGGCCAUCCAGCCCGGGGUGAACCGGUGCAAGCUCAUCUCCAGGCAGGACUUCGAGACGCUCUAAAACGACUGCACCAACGCGAGUUCGAGGCCGGGACGACCGCCCAAGAGGCUGCAGAGUGCGACAGAGGGCGGGACUCACCACAUGCUGUCCCACAGCGGUCUGGUGCAUGCUGGGAUCAUACCUCCUGCAGAUCUGUCGGCCCUGGCCAAGAAGAUCAAGCUGGAGGCCCUGGCCAGUUACCACAGCAACCAUCAACAUGGCGGGAUUAACGGGGAGAACGGCGAUCACGGCCACGGACUGGUUCUGGAUCAGUUGCCCUUCAUGAUGAUGUCCCAUCCUCUGAUUCCUGCCAGCCUGGCGCCGGCCUCCGUUUCCAUGGCGAUGGGCCAGAUGAACCGACUGAGCACGCUGGCCAGCAUGGCGCAGCUCCACGCCAAGCCCCCCCCCAGGGCUCCCACCUCCGUCAUUAAGGAGCGAGUGCUGGACAGCCCGUCCCCCUCUCCCUCGUUGGAGGAAGCGCAGAUGUCCUCCAAUCACAGCAGCAGUGUGUCCAGUUCACCGUCCCACACAGAGCGUUCUGGGGAAACCACACACCCACAGGAUGACGGCCUGUCAUCAAGUCACAAUGUGUUGGGGCACUCGCCCGACGGGACCUCAAUGGAGUACAGCAAGGAGAACAAGAGGAGCCACGCCGACAGAGAGAACAGCUCCUUGGCCGCUCACACAACCAGGCAGAGCUGUGAUAGACAAGUCUACCAGAAACCCCCAUCAGGCUGUGAGAGGGUAUCUUACCCCGCAGGACAGAAGCUCCCAGCAGGUCUCCACCACACUCCCUUCAUCUUCCCGGAAGGCCUGUCCUCCAUAGAGACCCUGCUCACCAACAUCCAGCAGGGUCUGCUGAGGGUUGCCAUAGAGAACGCCCGGGCCCAGGAGAAGCAGGACCAGAUGGAGAGGACGGAGCUGAAAAUGGAGCUGGUCCGAGAGAGGGAGCUGAGGGAGACGCUGGAGCGGCAGCUUAGCAUGGAGCAGAAAAACCGAGUUCUGAUCCAGAAGCGCCUGAAGAAAGAGAAGAGGAGUAAGAGGAGACUACAGGAGGCCUUGGAGGAGGAAGUCAAACUGCGUGAUCAGGCAGAGCACACCCUGCUGCACACUGCCAACACACACACAGGCCAUCAAUCAUCGGCAGCCCCGCCUCACGCGGAGUCUGUGACCCAGGACGUGGACGGGAGCAAUCACAAUGACAACAGGAUGGACACCAAGGCAACAGUACAAGAGGGCAGAGUGUUCUUGCAGACAUCCGGGAUGUACUGAAGACGAGGUGGAAGCGCGGACGGAUGAAUGGACGGAUGAAUGGAAGAACGGAGUGAUGAAGAUUUUCUCAUUAAUGAGAAACAAUACAAUAGACAGGCAUGCUUGGCAGCGCAGUGGAAACCCGUGAUGGACAUAUCCGCCCCCCCCCCCCCCCAAACUGGACUCCCUUACAUUUCAAGGGUGACAUUUGAACUUUUCCAUUGUUCUCUCAUUUAAUUUAUUGCAUUUAUCACCAAAUCUCGGCCGUAGUGGAAACAGUACUUCAAUCUGAUGAUGUGUUUGACCGUGUUUCUUUUAAUCAAGGUUUUUAGAUCCUAGAUGAAGACGACCAUAUCUGUUUUUUUGUCAGUGUUGGUUAUCUGGACACGAGAGUUGUGUACAUAUACAAUAUAUAGUUAUCAUUUUUGUUAUUAUUAUUAUUACUAUCACAAAAACAUAUUGGCAUGUUGUACAGUCAGUAAAGGACGUAUUGUGUAUGUUAUGCAGUAGUGCAGUUUGACAAUACAAACAAUACAAAUUCUUUUUAUCAAA